This is a messenger RNA of Tigriopus californicus, 2766 nucleotides long. Its product is annotated as leucine-rich repeat-containing protein 45-like. Lineage: Eukaryota; Metazoa; Arthropoda; Copepoda; Harpacticoida; Harpacticidae. Gene Ontology annotation, cellular component: centrosome. Bases 133 to 2130 code for a protein of 665 amino acids. The record is from RefSeq and is a predicted model, not a curated record. Gene Ontology annotation, molecular function: protein binding. The transcript has 8 exons.
CAACAGAAAAUGUUCCAUUCAAACAUACAUUAUGUUCUGACGAACCAUCGGCACAAAGCCUUGUCGUUCCAGACGACUUCAAUGUCACGAGAAUGACAUAUUUUGGUAAAGAAUUGUUGAGCUUCCCAGACCAUGGAGGAAACCCUCAAUAAAAAUGGUACCAUGACUACUUUUCCUUCCCAAGCGCCUUUGAUGCCAGUCCUCGAUGAAAUGAGGAUCAAUCGAGACGGAGUCGUGGUUUUCCACUUAAGUUCGCGCAACCUCAAUUCCAAUGAAUGUUCCGAAUUGGCCAAGCGAAUUGGAACCGAUUCUGAUCUUUUCGAGUUCGACUUAACCGAUUCGUAUUUGGAUCAAAAGAAUCUAUCGAUCCUUUUGAAAGGACUGGCAUGCAAUCAAUCCAUUCAAGUCGUAAAUCUUAAGGGCAAUAAUCUGAGCGGGGACAAUAUCGCGUUACUUGGACUCGUUCUGAAGCAAACCACCGUUAUCCAAAGACUCUGCUUGUCUUGGAACGACCUCGGAUUAGAAGCCGAUUACUUUGGAGCCUUUUGUUCAGGGCUUCGCGAAAAUGACUCCUUAGUCGCAUUGAACUUGAGUAAUAAUUGUCUGACUCAUAAACAUGCUCAACAACUGGCCAACUCUCUCCAGAUGGGCGUUUCAACUCUAAAGAACUUGGAUCUACGAUGGAACAACAUUGGAUCGCUUGGAGGUCAAGCUUUUCUUGAUGCUUUGAAGACGAAUCGGAAGCUUUUGUCUAUUCAAUUGGAAGGAAAUCAAAUCCCCAGCGAAAUACUUUCGGCCAUAUGUCACAUGUUACACCAAAACUCAGAGACGGAAAUCAUUUUGCAAGCACAAAAACACCAGACCCUAACUCUGGAAGAGAAAUUAUCCAAUUUUCAAUCUCAAUUGAAGCACCACGAAGAAGUCAAAACACACGAAUUGCGUGACAUGGAACACGAUUUUAAGGAUAGAAACGAUUCGCUCCAUUUUGAGAUUGGAAAAUUGAAGUCUGCUCUCGACCAAAAGAUUUUGAAUGAAGGCACCUUGCAAGAAAAGCUCAAGUUCACUCAACAAGCACUCAACUUGGCCGAAGAUCAGGUGAAGGAUCUUCUUCGGAGGGAUCAGAGUCGAGAAAAUCACCUGAGAAAGAUCCAUGACAAUUGUAACUCGUUUGAGAAAGAUAUACGCCAGGAAUGGAUCGCGAAAGAGGAAUCAUACAUGCGACAGAUUGAAGAUUUGGACGCCAAAGUGGCAUCCAUGAGAUCUCGUGAGGCAGAACUGAAGAAUGAAUGUGUAGCAUUGCAAGGGGCGAAAGAUCAAGCCCUAAGGGAGCUGGAACAUGAGUUGCAAGCCAAGAGCCGGGAUAAAGACCAUUGGGAACUUCAAAUGGACAGCCUCAAAAAUGCUCACCAGGACAAUAUUGGAAAACUGAAUGAUGUCUAUGAGCGAGACAAGAUCCGAUUGAUCGAGGCGAAUGCUCAAGAACGAGAAAGGUGGGAACAACUCAAAGCUCGGCAAGAAAACGCUAUCCAAAAAAUGAAAACCCAAAUUGAAGAUCUGAAAGUUCAAAUCGCAGCGGGAAUGAGCCAACACAAAAGUCAAAUCGAAGCCAUGGAGCGAGAAUAUCAGGACAGAAAAGGUGACUACAUUCUCCAUAGCGAAUCCAAAACAGCCUUGAUGAGAAAGGAAAUCUCCGAAGUCCAAUUGGAGCUGAAAGUGCUGCAUCAAAAAUUGGAAUCUAAGCAAGAGCAAGUUUCAAAUCUUGAGGGACAAAUCCUAGACAAGACUGCGGAAAUAGCUCAAUUGGAAAAGGUUAUCGGAGGGUUUCAAAAAUCCAAGGAAGCCUUGAGAGACACCAUUAGCAAGGAGUUUCAGGCCAGACUGGAAGACGCGGAAGAAAAAUCGAAACAAAUCCCGGUAUUGCUAACAAAGAUGGAAGCUGCAGAAAAGGAAAUCGCGAUAGUUGUUGCCAAGAGGGGCCAAGAAGUUCAAAAGAGAGAUGAUGAGAUUUUGGAUCUUAAAGGAGAGCUGAAAAAGCAACAUGACGUCAUCACCCACCUACGGAACAAUGAGGAAAAACGAAAAGCCCAAUUGUCCUCUGCCUUACAAGGUUUGAUGAAAGCCGAGAUGUAAGCUCUUCUCUUUGGGAGAAGAUAGUUAUUCAAGGUGACUAAAGUUGGAGAGGAGUCUUCGCCGUAGGAGACAUUUAAAGGAACAAUGACGACAGAACAAAUUGAAUUUGAAAGGUUUUUGUCUUCGUGACAAGCAAGUGACUCAAAUGACUAUCCAAGGCUUUCAAAGACCUUGUCAUCCCUGGAAGGGGGCCUUUCCGGUUUCUCCUCCAGGAAAUCGGACUUAAUUACCCAGGAGACAUCGUGUGGGAACUUAAGCAGCUGGAACUUCGCUAUUGGACAUAUUGCUUUCCAACCCUUGAAGUGGGGGGUCUUUAUAUUCGUGACAUGACAUGAGAGAGAAAACAAGAUCCCUCCCAGACUUGCAAAAUUGAUAUUUCUUAACCAUCAAUCUUGAAGCGAUGAAGCAGAUGUGAUUCAACUAAUAAUAAACUACCCUGCCAACCAUACGGGACUACGAGGUAACAAACAAGCCGGUUAACCAGUCAAAGUUCCCAACAUGAACUGUUGUUGUACGAGGCGUUUAUUCAAGCAUGAAAUUUGGAACAAACAUCGUUCGUUGAUCGUUUAUCAAACAUCGGAUAAAUUGAAGGCCGCCGCUACUUCCAAUCUCCCCCUCAAGACCAAAAGUUAUCUG